UGGGCUCCCCCAGCUUCCCCAGGAAGUUCGCCCCCGGCCGCUGAACCCGCCCGGAGCGCCCAGGGAGGUUCCAGCGGCGUCGUCUCCCCGGGGAGAGGGAAGGGCAGGGCCCGCCGCCCCUGCGAGCAGCAUGGACCCGAGCGCCGUCGGUCACCCGGUGACCCUCAUCAUCAAGGCCCCCAACCAGAAGUACACCGACCAGACCAUUAACUGCUUCCUGGACUGGACUGUGGGCAGGCUAAAAUCUCACCUCUCUGACGUCUACCCCAGUAAGCCGUCUACAAAGGAUCAGAGACUGGUGUAUUCUGGCAGACUGCUUCCUGAUCAUCUGCAGCUGAAAGAUGUUCUCAGAAAACAAGAUGAGUAUCAUAUGGUUCAUCUGGUAUGUACUUCCCGGACACCCCCAAGUUCUCCAAAACCCAGCACCAGUAGAGAAGGUCACGGAGCUUCAACCUCGAGCAGUAGCUCAAAUUUGGACCGUUCUGGAUCAACCGCUGCCUCACCCACAAACCAAGAAGCUUCAUCUACGUCGUUGAACACUAGUGCUGAUGGAGUGAGGCAUCGUAAUAUUCCACAAGUACAAAGCAACCCCAUACCAAGCCCCCAGUUCCCCUAUUUAAUGCAAGGCAAUAUAGGCAACCAAUUUCCAGGCCAAGGUGUUCCUGCUGGAUUUUCUAUGUAUCCUGCAUUCAGUCCCCUACAGAUGAUCUGGUGGCAACAAAUGUAUGCACGUCAGUACUACAUGCAAUACCAAGCUGCUGUUUCAGCCCAAGUGACUUCCAGCACUGAGCCAGUGAGAUCUGCAGUUGCGCAGGCUGUAAAUUCAGAACGUGCUCCUGCAAAUGAGCCCGCAGCAGUGCCAAAUGUAGCCGUCCAGGAGAACAGGCCUGUAAACCCGAAUGUUCAGAUGAAUGCACAGGGUGGCCCAGUAGUGAAUGAGGAGGACUUCAACCGGGACUGGCUGGACUGGAUGUACACGUUCUCUAGAGCAGCAAUUCUUCUGAGCAUUGUAUACUUCUAUUCUUCCUUCAGUCGAUUUGUCAUGGUAAUGGGAGCCAUGCUGCUGGUUUACUUACACCAAGCUGGAUGGUUCCCCUUUAGGCAAGAGGGAGGCCAACAACAGGCAGCCAAUAAUGUGGAAGUGAACCGUGAUGGGCAACAUGCAAAUAACCCUGAUCUUGAAGAGAUGGAACGACUUAUGGAUGAUGGGAUUGAUGAAGACAGCAGAGAAGAUGCAGGUGACGAUGCCAGUACAGAGCAGCAGCCUGGAUUCAUGGCUUCUGCUUGGUCCUUUAUCACAACCUUCUUCACAUCACUCAUCCCUGAAGGGCCUCCACAGGUUGGCAAUUAAAGCAGAAAAGGAACUGUGUCAGGCAGCCUCAGUAGCCAUACGUAGAACUGGAGCAUAUUCUAGGGAGUGUUUUAAAUACAGUGCAAUUUCUGAAAAUUUAUAACGUUAUCUUUUUGAUCAUGGUGUACAAAAAUGUGUAUUUUGUUUUCUUUUGGCUUUCUCAUGCGUUGAAUAUUUUAAGCACAAGUGGACUACUAAAUGCUUUCUUUAAGAUUCUUCUUUUUCUGAAGAAUAAAAUGUAAAGAUAUUGGUCUUCCAUGUUUUAUUUUGAUUUCAAAUGUGUAUUAUACUGAGGCAAAAAGCCUGUACUUAAUCUGCACCAUUACCUCUUUAAAGAGCUGUUAAAAAUAUGAAUGUUCACACACUUUUCCAAAUGCUAUCUAUCAUUUGAAUAACUUCAACGUAACUUGUGUUAGUUUUAUGCAGGGUAUGAAUUAUCACUUGGGAUUUGGGAGUUUAUAUCAUUCCUGGAAGAAUGCUGUAAACACAAGGAUUACUUGUUAACGGCAUGUUGUCUUCAUGCCACAAAAUACUCUUCUCAUACAUUUAGAAAGUUAAAAGCUUUUUCUUGAGGCUAUACUGCAGUUCAUUCAAGUUGGAGAUGUUUGACAGCUCUUCAAAGACAAUUGACAGCGAUGGGAUAAACCUUAAAUGUUUGAUACGUACAGUACUUUUUAAGAAAAAUAUAGCUGUACUGGGGAAAAACAUGUACAUUAGGUUUUUUUAAUAAAAACUGUUAUGGUAACUCUUUUGGAUGUUUAUAUGCAUAUUUGAAUGCAAACAACUAAAUAGUGCAUCAUUAAGGACAAGAAUAUGAUAGAUUUGAGAAUGGAAUAAAGUUAUGGUGGCAUUAUGAUACCGAGUGAAGUUGUAUGUUUGUAGCAGUGCUAACACAGUUACAGGUAUCUCAACAGCAGGGUAUCUGUAUUCUUAAACUUAACCUAAUUAAAACUGAGAGAGGGAAAACGGUACAUGAGAUAAUAGCACAGUGCUACUGUCAGUUUGGUUUUGGUUGCUUGCUUUAGACUUUGAGUGAAGAAGUUUCAUUUGGUUUUGUUCCUAAUUCUGAAGUUAUGUGUUAUCGAACUUAAAAAAUAGCUGCAAAGAUUGUGUUAUACUAGAACCAAAAGAAAGCGUAUCCAGUUUUCUGAUUUCCAGGUACAGGGCAAAGCUCUUACAGAAGUCUGAACAAGUGGGAAAUAAGGGUUUAUUUUUUACUUGCUUAUGUCAAGCUGAUGAAGCUAUG
This is a messenger RNA of Egretta garzetta (little egret), 2597 nucleotides long. It is a transcript of the gene HERPUD2, whose product is annotated as HERPUD family member 2. Gene Ontology annotation, molecular function: protein binding. The record is from RefSeq and is a predicted model, not a curated record. Lineage: Eukaryota; Metazoa; Chordata; Aves; Pelecaniformes; Ardeidae. Bases 131 to 1351 code for a protein of 406 amino acids. Gene Ontology annotation, biological process: endoplasmic reticulum unfolded protein response. The transcript is spliced from 8 exons.